GGAUGGAAAUGUCGAUACAAGAACUGACGAGGAGCUUCGACGAAAUAUUGGCUCUUAAUAUUAUUUCCCAACGAAAAAACACACAGAGAAUAUACAAAUGGAAGCUGAUCAUCCAACGAUCGGAGAGUACACGCUGACGUGUAAGCUCGGUGGCGGCUCAUCGUCGACGGUAUGGAAAGCCGAGCACCGGACCACCGGAAAAGUGGUGGCGCUGAAGCAAAUCGACCUCCUCAAGCUCACUCGCCAACUCAAGAAUUGCUUGGACUGUGAACUCAACUUCUUAUCUUCUGUUGAACACCCAAAUAUCAUUCGCCUUUUCGAUGUAUUUCAGGCUGAAAACUCUAUUUUCCUUGUCUUGGAGUUUUGUGCUGGAGGGGAUCUGGCUGCUUAUAUUCGGGAUCAUGGCAGAGUUCAAGAAUGCGUAGCUAGAAAAUUUAUGAAACAGAUUGUAGGAGCUGGCCUAGAGGUACUGAGCAUGCACCAUAUCCUCCACCGUGACUUGAAGCCAGAGAACAUUCUUUUAUCUACGAUGGAGACUGACCCGAUUCUUAAGAUUGCUGAUUUUGGUCUCUCAAGAAUGUUAAAUCCGAAUGACCUUGCAGAAACAGUUUGUGGGUCCCCUUUUUACAUGGCUCCAGAAAUUCUAGAAUUUAAAAAGUAUGAUGAUAAGGUAAGAACUAUUUACUGUACAACUAUGUUACACAGAUUGGACAAACUGACAUGUAUUCUCUUGAAUAGGUUGAUAUGUGGAGUCUCGGUGCAAUUUUUUUUGAACUACUUAAUGGUUACCCUCCCUUUCGUGGUAGAACUAGUGUUCAGAUACUGCGGAAUAUCAAGGCAUCUCUACGUCUUCCUUUCUUUGAGCCGAUUCUUCCUCAGUUGCACCCGGGUUGUGUUGACUUGUGCUCAAGACUAUUGUCUAUUGAUCCAGAGAAACGGAUCUCUUUUAAAGAGUUUUGUCGACACGACUUUUUGAAGAUAGACGAAGGGGGAGAUAAGAGGUUCUGUUAGAGGUCAAAAACAUCCGGAUAUCCCACUGAGCAGAAGUGCCCACCAGUUUAAUCAUCAAUGUACAAAUUUGGAUUCUGUUUUUCAGUUAUCACCUUAGUGGGGUCAGCUCUUUUUUUCCUGCUGAUUUACUCUAGGCUAGUCACCAGUCGAUCAGUUCCGAAUUCAUGUAAAGGUGUCAUUAGAAAUCAUCAUCAUCCCUUAUGCUUCAUAUGUCUGUAAAUUGUCAUAUACAACCUGAUAACAACUGUACAUCCUAGUUCUCUUUUCACCGAUGAUUCAGUCAUUUUUUACCCUUCUAAUAACUAGCUUCAGUAGCAUUGACUCCUAAACUACUUGCACUCUCCUGCUUCAAGCCUUUCAUCUUUAACCAUCAGAAUUGUAAGGACAGAUAAAUGGUUUUCUCCAAAUUCUUCAAAUCGAUCAUAUCGAGCUGGAGGGAUUUCUUCAGAACAACUAGUGUCGGUGUCAUUUGUCUCCAAAACCAUCUAGUAAGGUGAAUUGUAUGUAUCUCUUCAAUAAUACCCGGGUUAACUGCCAACAUUUUCCUAUCAACAGUCACCCAAUCGUCUCCUAUCUCUUUCUUGUACUCAAUCUGCGCGUUUAUGAGAUACUCUUUCCAAGUACAUUUGAUAAGUAGUCUCCAAUGAAAGUAUGAAACUUUCUAAAUCUUCUAUCACAUUGUCGUACUGUUAAACUCUUGGGCGAACAAGUCCAGAAAAUGUCAUCAAAGUAAGUGGGACAUGACAAAUCUGAUGAGUAGACAUUAUCAGAUAAUAUCAAAUUCUCGACUUCAGGUAUGGGAAGAUGAUCAACUCCACUUGCUGCUCGAAACAUUUAGUGAUAUGCUGGAUUAUGAAAGAUGGAAUACGCCAUUUCAAGUCUACAGACAAAUAAUUCAACUCUAUUAGAGAUCUCCGUGAGUGUAUGAACUGAUCAACAAUCCAUAGACAAGAGACAUAGUUUAUGGAAAUCCUGCAUUGGCUUGAAACACUUACAAAUGAUAAAGACGGUAAUCUAUAUGGAACAGAGAAAGCCAAGGAGAGUAACUUGGGCACAUCAAAAAUGGCUUGCACUAAUUGACUGUACUCAGCUAUGCUACAUAGCUAUCAGUUUUUUCUUGAUUCAAUUCUUUUGUUUGUCAACUCUUAUUGAUCUGUAGGGUGAUCUUUUUUUGAAUUUUUUUUAUUUUUGCGUGGGCAUUUUGUAAUUCUUUUCCGAUUAUUCUGGAUUGUGAACUUGAUUUGAUUUGCGAUGUAUCCAAUUGUGGGUUUCUCUGCA
This is a messenger RNA of Solanum tuberosum (potato), 2289 nucleotides long. Its product is annotated as serine/threonine-protein kinase ATG1t. Gene Ontology annotation, biological process: protein autophosphorylation; autophagosome assembly; regulation of autophagy. Gene Ontology annotation, cellular component: cytoplasm; autophagosome; membrane. Gene Ontology annotation, molecular function: ATP binding; protein serine/threonine kinase activity. The record is from RefSeq and is a predicted model, not a curated record. Bases 98 to 976 code for a protein of 292 amino acids. NCBI's taxonomy places the organism in Eukaryota, Viridiplantae, Streptophyta, Magnoliopsida, Solanales, Solanaceae. The transcript has 7 exons.